Molecule: messenger RNA, 2874 nt
Organism: Teleopsis dalmanni
Lineage: Eukaryota; Metazoa; Arthropoda; Insecta; Diptera; Diopsidae
Gene: side-VII
Product: neural cell adhesion molecule 2
Exons: 15
Coding region: 177-2765 (862 amino acids)
Molecular function (GO): protein binding
Source: RefSeq, a predicted model, not a curated record
GAAAUUUUUUAGAAAUUUUGGUACAAAGACUAUGAAUAAGAUACGUUUUAAACAGAUAUGCCAUUAAACAAAAGUUCCAGUGGUAAUUUCAUAGAUGAAUUAUGCCUUUUAAAUAAAUCGAACUAACAAAAUUAAACAAACAAUAUAUAACUUGUUUAUAUAUAAAACUAUAAACAAUGGUGCUGGUUAUCGUACUUUUAUGUUUACUAAUAAAUAUAAAAGAUAUUGUUUUGUCAAAUGGCUCACAAAAAGUUCAAAUAAAUGAAGUAUUAAUUGGUGGAACAAUCUAUUUACCCUGCAACAUAGGCAAUUUAGAAGAAGAUGCAAUAUUAUUAAUACUAUGGUAUCGUGAGGAUAUUGGUACUCCAAUAUAUAGUAUAGAUAUGCGAAAUGAGAAAGCUCCGAAGAAAUGGUCGGAUGAAUAUCUGUUAGGAAAGAGAGCUCAUCUUAAACUCGAAAACGGAUCUAGUGUACUGAUUUUAUAUAAUGCAGACAAGUCAGAUUCCGGUCUUUAUCGGUGCAGAGUGGAUUUUAUGAGGGCACAAACAAGAAAUAGCAAAGUACAGGUUGUGGUUAUUGAUCCUCCAAAGCAAAUUAGAAUUUAUGGUGAUGAUGAUUUAGAGAGAUCAACUGUAGUAGGACCUUACAAUGAAGGAGAUGUAGUAUCUCUUAAAUGUGAAGUACAUGGAGGUGUACCAAAGCCUAUGCUAAUAUGGUAUCAUGAGGAACGGGAUAUAUGGACAAAUUUAACCACAAGUUCCGAUAACGAUAUUGUUCGCAGUGAAGUUACUAUUGGUCCUCUUACCAGAGAAGAUCUUAAUACACGCAUUGCUUGCAAAGCAUAUUUUCAUUUACAAUCGGCACCAUUGGAGGCUGUUGUUCAAAUUGAUAUGAAUUUUGCGCCUGUAAGUAUACGCUUGUUGGGAGCGCGUCAGCCUCUCUCAGCAGGACGAAGGUAUGAUCUUCUUUGCCAAAGUGCUGGAUCUCGACCACCAGCCGUAAUUACCUGGUGGAAAAAUGGUAUACGAUUAGAAAAAACAUCUGAAACUACAUCAAGUGACGGAAACCAGACAACAAGUACUUUGUCCAUAAUCUUAAAUAAAUCUGAUGCUGGAAAAUAUUUAUCUUGUAAAGCAUAUAAUCAUGCAGUGCCUUCAGAACUAUUAGAAGAUGGAUGGAAACUUGAUAUUCAAUUUGUCCCAGAGCCUCACGUUCGUCUUGGCACUUCACUGGAAUCAAACUCAAUUAAAGAGGGCUCCGAUGUAUAUUUUGACUGUAUGAUAUUGUCACACCCGCCUGUGUAUAAAGUUGAAUGGCGAAAAAAUGGUCAGCACUUACUACAUAACAUAACACUUGGAAUUAUAAUAAGCAAUCAAUCAUUAGUUCUACAAGGCGUCACAAGAACCACAGCUGGAAAUUAUUCAUGUGUAGGUUAUAAUGCAGAAGGUGAAGGAAUAAGUCCACCACAUACUUUAAACAUAUUAUAUGCCCCAUCAUGUUUGCCUCACCAAACUAAAAUUUAUGGUGCCGCAAAGCAAGAGAGUGUUAAAGUAACUUGUAUGAUUGAUGCAAAUCCACCGGAUGUUGAAUUUAGUUGGACAUUUAAUAAUUCAGCUGAAAGUAUUGAUGUUGCAACAAAUCACAUAGUACAAUUUGGAACAAAGUCUACAGUUACUUACACUCCAAUAAAUGAACUAGAUUAUGGAACACUUUUAUGUACGUCAGCAAAUCAAAUUGGGAAACAACAAAUGCCUUGUGUCUUCCAUAUUAUAGCAGCUGGUCGUCCCGAUAGAGUGCAUAAUUGCUCAAUUAGUAAUAUAUCUUUAAACUCACUUACAGUUGUAUGUAAUGAUGGAUUUAAUGGAGGACUACCGCAACUGUUCAUUUUGGAACUAGAGGAUGUUUAUUUUAAAGAAAAAAAAGCAAAUAUCACGUCCACAAUUCCAAGGUUUACGAUUUCUGGUCUCUCACCAGGUGGAAUUUAUGCGCUAUUUAUAUAUGCAAUAAAUUCAAAAGGCAGAUCAGAUCCCAUAACACUAACUGCAGCUAUGCUUAAACCACCAGAAAAACAACUUACAUCAGAAUCUAGUGGGAGUUUAAAAAAUGCAUUAAUUUUCUCAUCUAUCACAUCCUUGAUGUUAGGCUUCGUUAUGACUAUAUUAGUGGCAGCGUUAGCUAUAAUUUUAGUAUUGAGAAUACCAUAUCAGCGACACAAGCGACAUCGUAAACAAGUUUCAAUUAACGACGCAUUAAGAAAUUCUUCUGCCAAUGAUGCAGGGAAGUGUUUUAUAAGAAAAGAUGUGGAUGACAAUGAAGUAGAAGAAAGAAAUCCAGAUAUUGUACCAGAUUCGAGUGAUUCCGACAACAUGAGUACUACACCACAUGUAAUUUCUAACACGUUUUCACAGUAUAACAUACCACGGCAUUAUAAUCAACACAUAUUGCACAUUUAUAAUAAUACUGUUGUAGACAUAAGUCAAGCACAACCGGAGCCAUCAAACCUUCAAUUAACAUUUCGGCACUUGUCAAAAUUAGAGGAUCAAUGCAGAUUAACCUGUGAUUUACAACAAUUAACGAGUAAACAUAAUAUGGACUUAAUGUUUCAUAAAUUAGAUGAUUUAGAAAUUGAACCAAAUCAUUGUGGCGAAGGAAAGAAAUUUUCGGAAAUAAAUAGCGAAUUAGAUCAAAAUGAAAAAAAUAUGUUAUGUGAUAAAGAAAUUUGUUCCAAAUAUCCAUUAAAAUCGAAGCGAGAGAGCACAGUAUGACAAAAUAACUUAAAUUAGUACCAUUGCUAAUAACGAAAAUUGACCUUUGUCAUAAUUCAUUCAUUUCAUUAAGAGUGUCAAAUUUUUAAAAAAUUAACAUACAUAUAUG